UCCUGAUCCAGUGAGCAAUGGGACGGUUCACGUUCAUGAGUCAUGACCGCUUUCGUGAAAAAGCAAGACAUUCGGCUUCUUUAACCUGCAGAAAAUGAAUGUUUCUGCUAUAGACUGGGCUACUUAAAAAUCAGUUGAAAAUAUUCUUGAAGCCGGCUCAUCUGAAUUUUCUUCAGCGGUGGUCGUUGUCCAUGCAGCUUGAUACCAGCCUGGGGUUUCAUUCACUAAGGAAAUCAUACCGCAGUGUGUGCUACCGAGUAAUUGGCAGAAGCGCUCCUUUGCGAGGAUGCUGGGCAGUUGUGUGCUCAAUAGAUGAAAGUAAAUGAAUACAAAUGUAUGCGUUGUUGUGAGUAGCAUGAGUGCUCCGUGAGUAAAUGAAGAACUGACUCCAUUGACGUGAGUUGAAACAAAUUGUAUGUGAUUUUAUUUGCACAACAGCUGAGCGCACGGUGCGAAGAAAAUGUGAAACUGUUUCCCUCCCUUGAGAUGUCGACGGAAAGAAAUCCCUAAAUCGUUGCUGCUUGAAAUGUGGCGAGAUGGUUUUGACGUUAGUGCGGGAUAUUUGACCGGGCUUGGACAUUGCUUCAGUGCUCUGGAUAUCGUGUGGGCGAGGGUGCUUGAUGGAGAUGAUUUCGCAGAGAUUUCUAGAAUCCGUUUCCUACUCUGAAUAAACAUUUCAGAAGGGAUUGAUGUUAGGGGCCGAGGGGAUCCAAUCCAACAUCACCACCUGUUAGGAUACUUAAAACAGGACACCACAGAACCUGUACUGGCAUUAGACAGCAGACAGCACCGCUGCCCAGCCUUGACGCUUUGGCGGCACCUCCCUCACCUCCACCCUCCACCCUCCACCCUCCACCCUCCACCCUCACCUCAACCCUCACCUCAACCCCUACCCCAGGACCAGCAGUACACACAGCCCUACCCACCCUGCUUCAUGGCUAGACCUCUCCAAACGAAGAGCUGGGGGCCUUCCUACUGAGGGCAGUUUCCCUCACUGUACAGUGGCACAUGGAUUUCAAGACUUCAAAUGAAGAGACAAAGACUGGGAUUUAUUUGCUGCAAGAUGGUAACGAGGAGCCCUUCAAUAUUCGACUGCACUUGGCAAAAGACAUUCUGACCAUCCAAGAGCAAGAUGUCAUCUGUGUGUCUGGAGAACCAUUUUAUUCUUGUGAGAGAACUGUGACCAUCAGAAGACAGACUAUCGGAGGUUUUGGCUUGAGUAUUAAGGGUGGCGCGGAACACAAAAUCCCAGUUGUGAUAUCCAAAAUAUCCAAAGAGCAAAAAGCUGAACUCUCUGGGCUGCUCUUCAUUGGAGAUGGCAUCCUCCAGAUAAAUGGAAUUAAUGUUAGAAGCUAUCGCCAUGAGGAAGUGGUGCAAGUUUUGAGAAAUGCCGGAGAGGAAGUGACCCUGACAGUCUCCUUCCUGAAGAAGACGCCAGCUUUUUUGAAGCUGCCGCUCUGUGAAGAUUGCACAUGUGUCCCCAGUGAUCAAAGCAGUGGAACAUCUUCACCUCUGUGUGACAGUGGCCUGCACUUAAACUUCCACCCCAAUAACACGGACUCUCUGUCCUGCUCGUCUUGGCCCACUUCCCCAGGAUUACGCUGGGAGAAGAGAUGGGUGGACCUGCGCCUUAUACCUCUGCUCCACUCCCGCCUGUCACAGCACAUCCCUGGCUCAGAUGUCUGCAGAAAGAAUGCAUUUCAAGUCAUCGCCGUGGAUGGGGUUUGUAGUGGGGUCAUUCAAUGUCCCACGGCUGAAGACUGUCUGGACUGGCUUCAAGCAAUAGCAACAAACAUAUCGGCUCUCACCAAGCACAAUGUAAAGAAGAUUAACCGAAACUUUCCAGUUAAUCAUCAGAUUAUCUACAUGGGCUGGGUGGAUGAGAAGGAGCAGGACUCCGUUCAAGACCGAAUGUACACACCAAAGUUCCUCGCCUUGAGGGGUUGCUCACUCUUCAAGUUCUCAGCGCCCCCUGUGACAACAUGGGACUGGACCAGAGCAGAGAAAACCUUCACCGUCUAUGAGAUCAUGUGCAAAGUUCUGAAGGACAACGACCUUCUGGACAAGCGGAAACACUGCUUCAGCGUGCAGACGGAGAGUGGGGAGGACGUGUUCUUCAGCGUGGAGCUGGAGAGCGAGCUGCUGACCUGGGAGAAGGCCUUUCAAAUGGCCACCUUCCUGGAAGUGGAGAGAAUCCAGUGUAAAACGUACACUUGCAUCAUGGAGAGCCACCUCAUGGGACUGACCAUAGACUUCAGCAUGGGGUUUGUUUGUUUCGAUGCUGCAUCAAAGGCUGUGCUCUGGAGGUACAAGUUCUCUCAACUGAAAGGUUCCUCCGAUGAUGGGAAGAGCAAGAUCAAAUUUCUGUUCCAAAAUCCGGACUCUAAAGCUAUUGAAGCUAAGGAGCUGGAAUUCCCCAACCUCUUUGCAGUGCUGCACUGCAUUCAUGCGUUUUUCGCCGCCAAAGUCGCUUGCCUGGAUCCAAUGUUUGUGGAGAGUCAAGGUACUGCGACUACUGCAGGGGAGCCCACUCUCACCAGUAUCUCCAAUAACACACAGACAUCCAAAAUGAAAUACUCCACCUGACAGACUUUGCUCUCUUUCUUGCCCUGAAAGCAGCCAGAUCCCUCCCCCCACUCUCCACCAUUCCUACACCAAGCACCCACCUAUGAAAACUGCACUUAGUCACUAUACUACAGCCUGAAACAGUGGAGGGCUGAACACAUGAAUGAGAGUCUUGCUGCUGCAUACAAGGUCUCACAAUGAACAAGGACAAUCGGAAUCCAACAGUGGAGUUGUUUUAUUGAAAGAAUGCUUCUUUGCCGGAACAAAUUUGAUAUUCUCGGGAAGAAUAUCUGUCAACAAAAUGUGGGUCCUGUACAUCUGUAUGUUAACACCUUGUAGCUAACCGAGGGGCCACAGGAACAGCUGGGCGCUGUUAUCGAUUCUACAUUUCUGAACAGAAAACUUUGGGUGGAUUUUCAGUGGCCCAUGUACAGGGAACCACAUGUGGAUACACAUAACAUUGCUGUAUUUCCAAGGUGAAAAUAAAACCAACUGAGUGUUUUCUACAGUACAUACAUUUCACAAGAUUUGGUGGCUAUAUCAUGAGGACAACUUAAAAUUGGUUUGCAUUAAUAAAGUCUAGAAUAGAUACACCAGACAUUGUUUGUGUCAAGCAAAAUGGCUAAAUACCUCUGACUAAAGGUAGUGUGAAAAAGGUGAUGUGUUCCACUCCCUGCAAACAGAAGAUAUAAAAUGAUGGAAUUAAUCCCGUCAAUGGCCUUUGUAUGAGCAUUGUCAGUCUCUGCCAGACAUGUAAUUUACUCUCAAUUAAAAUGUUUGCCAUCAAAAGAAAUUGUUUAUCACUAGCUCUUAGUCCCUGUAUUUUAAAUAGAUUCCAUGGUGUGAUGAUAAGUGUCAGUAUGUUCAGUCCAUUCCCUUUGUAUUGGUGUGGAGCUAUUUCAAACACACCUUUUCAAUUCCUUUGAAAAUACCACUUCAUUUAUUGACAUAGAAUCACAAGAAUCACUUUUGUUCGUGCAGACAGAAUUAUUUGGCCGUUGGCCUUAACUGAUACGACUUGUGUGAGAAUAAAUCAGAUCUUGUCAAAUGAGAUUCAUUUCAAUUCAAGCAGGAACGCCUGGGUGGUGCAGAGAAACAUCGUCUUUUUGUUGGUGUUUUGGACAGCGAUGAGUGUGUCUGUGAUGAUUCAGCUAGAGGCCGUCAAGAGGUGUUUUUAAUCAAGGCAUUCGGAGCAUCAUAAUCCCUGGUCAAGACCCGGAUUAUGGGCCAAAUUCAAAAAGUGGGACAAUAUAAUUAUGUUUGACAUGAGUGCUGGUGUUAAUACAGGACAAAGAAUGACGUCUGUGUGAGCAUUCUACCUGUAUUUAUGAACCAGAAAGGCAGCGUUUGCAACACUUUUCUUUCCGCAGAACUUUAUGUAAAUACAUAAUGACAUCCAAAAGAACUAAAAGUAAUAAUGACUGGACAAUUACAAGGGGGUUCAUUUUUCGGAUUAUUGCAUUUGUUAAUUUGAUGUGCACCAGAGAAUAAAUAGCUUAUACUUUAUUGUUCUCUUUGCCAUUUACCCCAUGGGCCAAGAUAGCUGAAAAGAUGUGAUAUUGUAAAUUUAUUUUUUUAUAUAAAUCUUGUAAAUAGAUAUAAGAUGUAAAGUUGUCGUCUCCAUAAAAACACAAGGAAUCACAUUGCUAGACGAAAGCACUGUAAAAUUGAGCAUCAUGGCCAAAACAGCUCUUUUAUUUACACAGUCAAAUCAGUUUUAAAUCUUGUUGUCUGACUACCGACUAUCUAAUGAUGUUUUGAAAGGUUAAAAGUCAGAGUGAAGUAAGUCACACUUGUGGCUACCAUUCCACCUUAGUGAUGUCUCCAAGGAGAGGGCUGUGGUCUCGCAAACUCUGAGGCUGAAAACAAAAUGGGGUCAGUGAAGAGAGAAUAUGUUAGUCAAGCUGACGCACAGUACUAUACACUACUGUGUUUGCCUGGGAGAAACUGGUGCAAAGGAGUCUAUGCAAAGGGGGUUAGAGUGGUGUUUAACCAUCUCUUUGACAUGCCUGAGGAAACAGUUGAGGGGGUAUCUUUUAUUUUUGGCAAAUUAUGUUGUUUUAUUAACAACUAUGUAGUGGACUAAAUAAAAUACAAUACAUUUACAAUGCGUCCAACUUUUAACAAUGUUUUGGUUUUUCUCAACAGUCUAUCCUGUUCAGGGUUUAUUAUAAUGUAUUGGACAGGUGAACAUUCUGGAAACUUGUGUGAAUGAAUAUUAAUAUUCUUAACAGCUGAAGGCAUACAUAAUUUAAAAGACAGGAGACAGGAGUGUGUAGACUAUGACCUUUAUUUCAUGUGCCUACCAUGUACAGAGGAACACUUUUAAAUGAACAACACUCCAUAAGAUAUUAACGUUGGCCUGAUAAAGAAUUAGUGAACAAUCAUUUUGGCUGUACAAAUUAAUUGAACCAUAAAAUUGGUUAGGGAAUCGUUUUUGCUAUGGGGACCAUUUUUCCAAUCAAUGCUAUCACUUUUUACUGUAAUAAACUGCAUUGUUUUCUGACUGUCUUAUUAACUUUGGUGCAUGGUUUGACUCUGGGCUUCCUGUUUCUAGGUCCCCAGCAUUAUGUACACCUUGAUUUACAAUUUGACCAGAUGCAAUAAUUCAUCAAUUUCAGGUAUUUAAUUUCUUAAAAUUUGGAGCCAAAGGUAAGACUACUGAAACAAUGUAUCCCCAUUAAUCAUGUUAAUAAUGACUACCUUAGAAAUGUUAACAUUACACAGACCAUGAUGAAAUAUCACCUUCUCACAAAACUGUUACUUUGUUGGAAUAAAGAGUGAAACCAAUCCCCUUUAUAUCCCAAGAUGUUGUACACAUCACCAAAACGAAACAGAUGUCCUAGAAGCACACGUGUGAGAACAGCAGUGGAGUGUGGAUGUACAGGCAGACCUCCCAGUGUAUCGGUACAAAACAAAAGUAUUUACCACAAACAAAAUCUAAGUGAAACGAUUUAACGGAUACAGCACACGCUGCAGACAGGUUGUUGUUGGAACCACCAACUGUAUGCCAUACUUACACAUUAACACUAAGAUCAACAACAUUCAUUUCAGCUUUUGAACUAUGAAUGUACUCACUAAAAGCAAGAUCAAAGAACGUCCAGGUGACACCAACACAAAUGUGACACCAACUGCAUGCUUCUCCUGCCACACGUUAAAGGAAUGUAGAGACAAACCAUCAUUCUACACACUGUCAACAUGUCCAUGUCCAUUUGAUGGCACACUGUGCCAUCAAACCACACUCUGCAACAUCCUAAUGUGACGCUGUGCGUUGGCACUUUACAAGCCAUCUUUCUAAGGGGAGUUCCGCAAGAAAAUAAUUAUUAUU
Hypomesus transpacificus is the source of this 5893-nucleotide messenger RNA. It is a transcript of the gene sntg1, whose product is annotated as syntrophin, gamma 1. The transcript has 19 exons. The record is from RefSeq and is a predicted model, not a curated record. NCBI's taxonomy places the organism in Eukaryota, Metazoa, Chordata, Actinopteri, Osmeriformes, Osmeridae. Bases 1009 to 2586 code for a protein of 525 amino acids. Gene Ontology annotation, cellular component: intracellular anatomical structure; dystrophin-associated glycoprotein complex. Gene Ontology annotation, molecular function: protein binding; structural molecule activity.